AUGAGUGACAAAAAACUUAACGUGAAGAGCCGGCCUACUAAAACACAAAUGAAAAUGCUGGUUGAACUAUUGAGACUUAAUCCGGAACUUAUGUCAGGAAAAUUCACAGCCAAUAUCACUCAGAAAGUUGCCAAAGAAAUGUGGGAGGAAAUUGCUUGUAAGCUUAACGCGUUACCAGGCGCUGAUAAACCAUGGGAUAAAUGGAAAAAGGUAUGGCAAGAUACUAAAAAUACUGCAACCAAGGCUGCUACUAUCAAACGCCAUAGCCGUGGAACUGGAGGCGGACCGCCUUGUAACAUAAGUUUAACUGAAGUUCAAUCUGAUGCCAUAGCACAAAUCAGUGAAAUCGCUAUUACGGGGCAUAACAAAAGUCAAGAAUCAAUUGUUGAAUUCGCAUUAGAAAACACUUCUACAAAAUUCUUAGAUAGUUCUCGAUUGGAUGAAAAUAUUGAAAUUAUUAUGGAAAAUGAUCCUAACUGUGAGUAUUUUUGA
This is a messenger RNA of Rhopalosiphum padi (bird cherry-oat aphid), 492 nucleotides long. RefSeq lists its product as uncharacterized. The record is from RefSeq and is a predicted model, not a curated record. Lineage: Eukaryota; Metazoa; Arthropoda; Insecta; Hemiptera; Aphididae. Gene Ontology annotation, cellular component: nucleus.